This is a messenger RNA of Dipodomys ordii (Ord's kangaroo rat), 1222 nucleotides long. RefSeq names its product solute carrier family 25 (pyrimidine nucleotide carrier), member 33 (gene Slc25a33). Gene Ontology annotation, cellular component: mitochondrion. Gene Ontology annotation, biological process: pyrimidine nucleotide import into mitochondrion. The coding region runs from base 1 to 951 and encodes 316 amino acids. The transcript has 7 exons. NCBI's taxonomy places the organism in Eukaryota, Metazoa, Chordata, Mammalia, Rodentia, Heteromyidae. The record is from RefSeq and is a predicted model, not a curated record. Gene Ontology annotation, molecular function: pyrimidine nucleotide transmembrane transporter activity.
AUGGCCAGUGUCCAGCUGUUAAGUACUGGUACAGAGGGAUGGUGCGGGGGCACAGUUGGUGCUAUUUUCACUUGUCCACUGGAAGUCAUUAAGACCAGGCUGCAGUCUUCAAGACUAGCCCUCCGGACAGUCUAUUAUCCUCAGGUUCAUCUGGGGACCAUUAGUGGAGCUGGAAUGGUGAGACCAACGUCGGUGACCCCAGGACUCUUGCAGGUUCUGAAGUCAAUCUUGGAGAAGGAAGGACCAAAGUCACUUUUUAGAGGCUUGGGUCCAAAUUUGGUUGGAGUUGCACCGUCAAGGGCUGUGUACUUUGCAUGUUACUCCAAAGCCAAAGAGCAAUUUAAUGACAUUUUCGUGCCUAAUAGCAAUACUGUGCAUAUUUUCUCAGCUGGCUCUGCAGCUUUUGUCACAAAUUCCUUAAUGAAUCCUAUAUGGAUGGUCAAAACCAGGAUGCAGCUAGAACGGAAAGUGAGAGGCUACAAGCAGAUGAACACACUCCAGUGCGCCCGGCACGUCUACCAGACGGAGGGCAUCCGUGGCUUCUACAGAGGGUUGACGGCCUCCUAUGCUGGAAUCUCGGAAACUAUCAUCUGUUUUGCUAUUUAUGAAAGCUUAAAGAAGUGUCUGAAUGAAGUCCCAUUAGCCUCGUCCACGAACGGAACCAAGAAAAAUUCCACAAGUUUCUUUGCACUCAUGGCAGCUGCUGCGAUUUCUAAAGGCUGUGCCUCCUGCAUCGCUUAUCCACACGAGGUGAUCAGGACGCGGCUCAGGGAGGAGGGCACCAAGUACAAGUCCUUCGUGCAGACGGCGCGCCUGGUGCUCCGGGAGGAAGGCUACCUGGCCUUCUACCGAGGGCUCUUUGCCCAGCUCAUCCGACAGAUCCCAAACACAGCCAUUGUGCUGUCCACCUACGAGUUCAUCGUGUACCUGCUGGGAGACCACGCUCAGUAACGGCCGCACUGGUGUGCUCUAGGAGAAUAAAACUGAGAAACUCUAGAGAUUUUUUUUUUUCAUUGACGUUUUUAGAGUGUUCGAAACGGAAACGGCAAAGGCCAUAAAAUAGACGGCUCAUGUUGCCUGCUGGACAUUUCCUUUUGGAUUCAUGCUUUCUGGAAGGUUUAAAUUCAUUAACGUUAAUAGUUAAUUAUAACUUUUUUUUAACUUAAGAGAAUUGAGGAUUAAGCAGCACCUAAAUUAAAUCAUGCUAUUUAAUUUAAGUAUA